AUGCAUAAAGUGACUGGCUUAGUUAGUCCUUUUAAACCUAUCUCUAGUUUGGGAAAAUUUGGAUUCAACACCUUCAACCUCUCAAGGGAUUUUCGAGAGUCCUUUGGCAUCACAAUGAUGACACCAGAAUCAUCAAAGGAGUUGGAAAAACAUGCAAUAUCAAGUCAUCAUGUGAGGGGGAGUAGUGAAUAUGUUAGACUUGCCAUAUCUGAUGAACCCAGGGCUGUCGAAAAUGAAAUGCUACAGCCUCUAGCAGAAUCAAGAAUUAAAUCUUUCAGGUGGUGGAUGAAAGCCUUUUUCUGGUGCUUUGUCAUUGUUGUACUUGGUUUUGUUAUAGUGAAAUGGGGAGUACCAUUUACUUUUGAAAAGAUAAUUUACCCAAUCAUGGAGUGGGAAGCGACCACUUUUGGCCGUCCAGUUCUUGCCCUUGUACUUGUUGCUUCUCUGGCUUUAUUCCCAGUAUUUUUUAUCCCUUCCGGACCUUCCAUGUGGUUGGCUGGGAUGAUCUUUGGUUAUGGCCUUGGCUUUGUGAUAAUAAUGGUUGGGACAACCAUUGGGAUGGUCCUCCCUUACUUAAUUGGACUAGUUUUCCGUGACCGCAUUCAUAAAUGGUUAAAGAAAUGGCCCAAGAAUGCUGCAUUGAUUAGGCUUGCUGGGGAAGGGAGUUGGUUCCAUCAAUUUCAAGUAGUUGCUCUGUUCAGAGUUUCACCUUUUCCGUACACCAUUUUCAACUAUGCUGUUGUUGUGACAAAUAUGAAGUUUUGGCCGUACUUAUGUGGAUCAAUAGCAGGAAUGGUGCCAGAAGCUUUCAUUUACAUCUACAGUGGUCGAUUACUAAAGACCUUGGCAGACGCACAGUACGGGAAACACCAAUUGACAACUGUGGAAAUCGUUUACAACAUAAUUUCUUUCAUUGUUGCUGUUGUUACCACCAUUGCCUUCACUGUUUAUGCAAAAAGGACCCUUAAUGAACUCAAGAUUGCAGAGGCCAAUGAGGAAGCUGCCUCUGUGUCAGGGAGUGGCAGUCUUCAGAUGGAGAAGGGUUCCCAUUGA
Molecule: messenger RNA, 1053 nt
Organism: Sphenostylis stenocarpa
Lineage: Eukaryota; Viridiplantae; Streptophyta; Magnoliopsida; Fabales; Fabaceae
Source: the annotation of a GenBank genome assembly